AUGUCUUCUGCUGUCAUGUCUUCAGUGUUCAGCAAUGGUACAAUUGCUGAACUUGUUGGUCAAGGUCAAGGUUUGAGUUAUGGCCAGGUGCUCUCUAACAUAAAAGUUGUUCAACCACAAUUAAACUUCAUGGAACAAUAUUGGGCUGCUUGGUACUGUUAUAUGAAUAACGAUAUCUUGGCUACCGGUUUGAUGUUUUUCUUGUUACAUGAAUUCAUGUACUUUUUCAGAUGUCUCCCUUGGGCUAUCAUCGAUCAAAUACCAUAUUUCAGAAGAUGGAAGAUUCAACCAACAAAGAUUCCUUCUGCGAAGGAACAACUUUUCUGUCUGAAAUCUGUUCUUCUAUCACAUUUCCUAGUGGAAGCUAUUCCAAUUUGGACUUUCCAUCCAAUGUGUCAAAAAUUAGGUAUCUCUGUCGCGGUACCCUUCCCAUCUUUGACUACUAUGGCUAAACAAAUUUCUUUGUUCUUCUUCCUAGAAGAUGCUUGGCAUUAUUGGUUCCAUCGUUUGUUCCAUUACGGUGUCUUCUACAAGUAUAUUCACAAGCAACAUCAUCGUUACGCGGCUCCUUUCGGUCUAGCUGCUGAGUACGCUCACCCUGUCGAAACUUUGUCCUUGGGUUUCGGUACCGUUGGUAUGCCAAUCUUCUACGUCAUGUACACCGGUAACUUGCAUCUAUUCACUUUGUGUCUAUGGAUUACCAUGAGAUUAUUCCAAGCCGUCGAUUCUCACUCUGGUUACGAUUUCCCAUGGUCUUUAAACAAAUUCUUGCCAUUCUGGUCUGGUGCUGAACAUCACGAUCUACAUCACCAUUACUUCAUCGGGAACUACGCUUCCUCUUUCAGAUGGUGGGAUUAUGUAUUGGACACUGAAGCUGGCCCGGAAGCUAAAGCUGAAAGAGAAGAAAGAAUGAAGCUAAAGGCUGAAAAGAAGGCAAAGAAAGCUAAUUAA
Molecule: messenger RNA, 951 nt
Organism: Kluyveromyces lactis
Lineage: Eukaryota; Fungi; Ascomycota; Saccharomycetes; Saccharomycetales; Saccharomycetaceae
Gene: ERG25
Product: methylsterol monooxygenase
Exons: 1
Coding region: 1-951 (316 amino acids)
Biological process (GO): ergosterol biosynthetic process
Molecular function (GO): C-4 methylsterol oxidase activity; iron ion binding
Source: RefSeq, a predicted model, not a curated record